This is a messenger RNA of Mesoplodon densirostris (Blainville's beaked whale), 3002 nucleotides long. RefSeq names its product nuclear respiratory factor 1 (gene NRF1). Bases 406 to 1959 code for a protein of 517 amino acids. The transcript has 14 exons. NCBI's taxonomy places the organism in Eukaryota, Metazoa, Chordata, Mammalia, Artiodactyla, Ziphiidae. The record is from RefSeq and is a predicted model, not a curated record. Gene Ontology annotation, biological process: regulation of transcription by RNA polymerase II. Gene Ontology annotation, cellular component: nucleus. Gene Ontology annotation, molecular function: RNA polymerase II cis-regulatory region sequence-specific DNA binding; DNA-binding transcription factor activity, RNA polymerase II-specific.
CUUAGGCGGCAGCGCUCGCCAUUGCCGCUGGUGGCAGGAGGCUGCGAGGAGCCGGCGCGGUCGCAGUCUCCACGGCGCAGGCCCACGGUAGCGCAGCCGCUCUGAGCGGUACGUGGGCCUCUCACUGUUGUGGCCUCUCCCGUUGCGGAGCACAGGCUCCAGAUGUGCAGGCUCAGCGGCCAUGACUGACGGGCCCAGCCGCUCCACGGCAUGUGGGAUCUUCCCGGACCGGGGCAUGAACCCGUGUUCUUUGCAUCGGCAGGUGGACUCUCAACCACUGCGCCAUCAGGGAAGCCCCGGGAUUUUAAUUUUUGAAUAGGUACCUUCUCACUCAGGGCACUGUGACAGACACAGGGUUGUAAGCUGUAAUGUGGAGACGACUUUCCUCUUUGGCAGUAGAUCUUCAUGGAGGAACACGGAGUGACCCAAACUGAACACAUGGCUACCAUAGAAGCCCAUGCAGUGGCCCAACAAGUUCAGCAGGUCCAUGUGGCUACCUACACUGAACACAGUAUGUUGAGUGCUGAUGAAGACUCACCUUCUUCUCCUGAGGACACCUCAUAUGAUGAUUCAGACAUACUCAACUCCACAGCGGCUGAUGAGGUAACAGCCCAUCUGGCUGCUGCAGGUCCUGUGGGAAUGGCUGCUGCUGCUGCUGUGGCAACAGGAAAGAAACGGAAACGGCCUCAUGUGUUUGAGUCUAAUCCGUCUAUCCGGAAGAGACAGCAAACACGUUUGCUUAGGAAACUUCGAGCCACAUUAGAUGAAUAUACUACUCGAGUGGGACAACAAGCUAUUGUCCUUUGUAUCUCACCCUCCAAACCCAACCCUGUCUUUAAAGUGUUCGGUGCAGCACCUUUGGAGAAUGUGGUGCGUAAGUACAAGAGCAUGAUCCUGGAAGACCUGGAGUCUGCCCUGGCAGAGCACGCCCCUGCGCCACAGGAGGUUAACUCAGAGCUGCCGCCUCUCACCAUCGAUGGAAUUCCAGUCUCUGUGGACAAAAUGACUCAGGCCCAGCUUCGGGCAUUUAUUCCAGAGAUGCUGAAGUACUCCACAGGUAGGGGAAAACCAGGCUGGGGUAAAGAAAGCUGCAAGCCCAUCUGGUGGCCUGAAGAUAUCCCAUGGGCAAACGUUCGGAGCGAUGUCCGCACAGAAGAGCAAAAGCAGAGGGUUUCAUGGACCCAGGCACUACGGACAAUAGUUAAAAACUGUUAUAAACAGCAUGGGCGGGAAGACCUUUUGUAUGCUUUUGAAGAUCAGCAAACACAAACACAGGCCACAACCACACACAGUAUAGCCCAUCUUGUACCAUCACAGACCGUAGUCCAGACCUUUAGUAACCCUGAUGGCACUGUCUCGCUUAUCCAGGUUGGUACAGGGGCAACAGUAGCCACAUUGGCUGAUGCUUCAGAAUUGCCAACCACAGUCACUGUUGCCCAAGUGAAUUAUUCUGCUGUGGCUGAUGGAGAGGUGGAACAAAAUUGGGCCACGUUACAAGGAGGUGAGAUGACCAUCCAGACGACACAAGCAUCAGAGGCUACCCAGGCGGUGGCAUCAUUGGCAGAGGCUGCAGUGGCAGCUUCUCAGGAGAUGCAGCAGGGAGCCACGGUCACCAUGGCACUCAACAGCGAAGCUGCUGCCCAUGCUGUCGCCACCCUGGCCGAGGCCACCUUGCAAGGGGGGGGACAGAUAGUCCUGUCUGGGGAAACCGCAGCAGCUGUCGGAGCACUUACUGGAGUCCAAGAUGCUAAUGGACUAAUCACCGGUUCUACCCAAUUCUGGAAGACCCCUCGAGGACUGGUCCAGAUCCCUGUGAGCAUGUACCAGACUGUGGUAACCAGCCUCGCCCAGGGCAACGGGCCGGUGCAGGUGGCCAUGGCCCCUGUGACCACCAGGAUAUCGGACAGCGCGGUCACCAUGGACGGCCAGGCUGUGGAGGUGGUGACGUUGGAACAGUGACAUGCAGCCAUAUCGUGGCAUCGUUUUCUAGUCUACUUCAACAUUUUUUACACGUUUGCAGAGGUGCAAUCAAAUGGAAUUAAGUCUCUCGACUUUGGAAGAAAAGUUUUGUUAACCUUUUUUUUAAAAAGGAAGAAAGGCAGCGGAUUUUGGAAUUGCAUUUUUUUAAAGCACCACUCUUGAUUUUCUGGGAUUAGUGGAACAAGAUACUGCAUUGUCAAUUUCACUGUCCCCAAAAAAGCCAAAUUGUGGCAAGGACUUCUUUCUGCAAAAACGUGUGUAUACUUCUGUGUGUGUAUGUGUGAGUGUGAAUAUAUGUAUAUGUGUACAUAUGGAUAUACACAUUUACAUAUAUAUAUAUAUAGUAUAUACGUGUGUGUAUGUAUAUGUGUGUGUAUGUGUGUGUGUGUAUAUAUAUGUGUGUAUAUAUAUAUAUAUAUAUAUACAUAUAUAUAUGUAUGUGUGUAUGUAUGUAUGAAACCCACAUGGAUUUAUCUGUAUGAGAUCAAGGUGAGCUGUGGAAAAAAUAAUUCACCCAGUUUAGUGGGUGUUGGGUACGUGGCGAGACACAGCCACCAGUUUUUGUUCAUACCAGGGUCAUGCGUUGAGCUACUGACAAACUCAGGCAGAGGUGACCAUGCCCUUCACCAAAGCUGCCUCCCAGUGGCCACCCAGAACUCUCCCUGCUGGACUUGCCUGAGGAAGGAUGUUCCAGAGUGGGGUGAGGUCCAGAAAUUGUGCUUGCAGGGUCCAGGGCCUCGUGGUCUGGCAGCUGGGACGCUCCUCGGGCUGGCCCAGGUGCUGACCUUGCCACAGGCAAGUGAAUGUUCUUAAAACUCCCAGGCAGGGAUGAGAGGGUUUUCCUCAGCCUCCCAUCUCCUCCCCUCCCCAGGAAAUCUUCUUGAUCUCAUGACUAUUAACGUGUCGCUUUGGUUUUAAGGUCAGUCCUGAAUUGGUCGUGUAUAUGAACUGAAGGUAACAGAAGUAUUAAGGGUUUGAGGAGUGCGUGCGUGUUAAGUGUGCUUGUGGGUGUGUGCGUGGUG